Messenger RNA from Seminavis robusta, 450 nucleotides. The record is from the annotation of a GenBank genome assembly. Lineage: Eukaryota; Bacillariophyta; Bacillariophyceae; Naviculales; Naviculaceae.
AUGCAGGCAAAUCUUCUGGAACUGCAGAAGGUAGUUGCAAAAGCCAAAGAGAUGAAGCUUCCCGUCUAUCCUUGGAAUGCAUCUUCUAUCGGUGGGAAGAUCUUGCACCUCAUGGGACAAAUCCAGUUCUCAAUUGGUUCAUUGGGCGUUAGUACUCAAAGUAUCAACAUUCAGCAACAACUCCGGACAUUUUGGGAGAAUUGGUCAAGAGGAAUGAAACAGCUUGCUCAUAGUCAACAGGUGGAUCAGCAGCAAAAAGAGCUCCUGGUUCAAGAAGAUGCUCUCGUAAAUAUGACUGGAGUCGACAGGGAGGAAAUUGAGGAAGCACAGGAAGCCAUGAAAGUAGUCCAUCAAGAUAUUGUUGUGGCUCUCAAGGAACAGACUACCUCUCAGAAAAGAGAUACAUUGUUGUCCGAAAAGCUCUUGCACAACAAAUUAUUGGCGCUCUAG